GAGGAGCCAGAACACCCGCUCCGGCCUCGCCGCGUGCGUGCAGCACCCGGCGCUCAGCGGCCUGAUGCGCGACGCCGCCGCGUCCGCCGAUUCGUCUUGCCAGGCGCCCGCGCCCGGGCCGUCGCCGCCUCCGGGGCCGCGCCCGUCGCCGGCUCCUCCGGGGCCGCCGUCGCCUGCGAAGUCUUGCUGCCUCUACCACGACGCCGCCGGGGCCUGCAGCGCAGGAGAAACUUGCUGCUCCGGGUCUCAUAAGUCGUACCAGACCGAGAAGUCCUGCGCGAGAUAUGGCGCCAAGCACAAGUGCGUCUGGACCGGCGGACAAUGCGUCGUUGGCAACAGCGGCGAGUCGUUCAUCAUUUGACAGCGGGGGCUUGCUUCCCCUCCCGCAGUGGCACACUGGUCAUAGGGAGGAGGAUUCGGGGGGGGUGCGGGUGUUUCGUGGGAGGGCGGGCGAGGUUAUCAGGAAGACCUGGAAUAGGCUUCCUGCAGCGCGGCCUCGAGGCCCGAUGCCGCCGGGUUUGUAGACCGGCGCUGCGAAGCCAAGCGGUCUUCGUGUGUUGGUCUCUCCACCGCGCGGUGAUCUCUCUACGAAGCCUUCGGCGAAGGGGCCCGCGCUCUUGAGCACGUUCUUGCGGCCGUGCGUCGACUGUGUGCUUGCCAGACCUUCGGACCUGACGCACCGAGAGUGGCACAUGGAACCGAGUCUCGGCGUGGCCACGAUACAUUUUUGUGCGCAGUGUUUUUCUGUUGUAGUGAUUGCCUGAGGGAACCUGACCUUGCUUGCCGGGGCUCGUGGUCGUUCACGGCUCUCGGCUCCGGGCGGCUUCGCGGAGGUUUCCCCAUCCUCGGUGCCCGCAUGGGUCGCGCGGCCGAUUUGAAGUGCCAGCGUUCGCCGCUGCGUAGGAGGGUCCCAAAAGGUUGCCUCGUUGCCCCCACUUUCAGCUCCGGAUCAGGGCUUCGCGAGCGCGGAUUCGCCUCGGCAGGAAUCGCGGCACCGGGGCACGGAUCAGGUACAGUAGCCGAGCAUGUUCUUUGGGUGGAGGGCAAAGGGUG
Prorocentrum cordatum is the source of this 1053-nucleotide messenger RNA. The record is from the annotation of a GenBank genome assembly. Lineage: Eukaryota; Dinophyceae; Prorocentrales; Prorocentraceae.